This is a messenger RNA of Maylandia zebra (zebra mbuna), 2205 nucleotides long. RefSeq names its product aph-1B gamma-secretase subunit (gene aph1b). The record is from RefSeq and is a predicted model, not a curated record. NCBI's taxonomy places the organism in Eukaryota, Metazoa, Chordata, Actinopteri, Cichliformes, Cichlidae. Gene Ontology annotation, cellular component: membrane. Gene Ontology annotation, biological process: positive regulation of catalytic activity; protein processing.
GUGAGAAUACGCGACGUCACGAAAACCCUGUGAUACACUGGUUGUGGAAGUAAAUCAGUACUGGCAACAGAGGGCUGCUUUCUUUCUAAUAUUUCCAGAUAAAUACCUGUAAAUAGAGCAAAACCAACCGCUUUAAGACGCUGAAUUACCCUUCCUCAGAACCAAAAUGACAGCGGCGGUGUUUUUCGGCUGCACCUUUAUCGCCUUCGGCCCAGCCAUCGCGUUGUUCCUGUUUACCAUUGCCCGGGAGCCGCUGAGAGUCAUUUUCCUCAUAGCAGGGGCAUUUUUCUGGCUGGUGUCGCUGCUGUUCUCCUCCCUGGUGUGGUUCAUCUCGGUUCAGAUCAGUAAUAAAGAGAGCGCGGCUCAGCAGAAAGGCCUGCUCAUCUUUGGCGUGGUGCUGUCUGUGCUCUUGCAGGAAACCUUCCGCUUCGCUUACUACAAGCUACUAAAGAAAGCAAAUGAAGGCCUCCUCACUCUCAGCCAGGAGGAGACCAUGCCCAUCUCCAUCCGACAGCUGGCCUAUGUUUCAGGUCUCGGCUUCGGCUUCAUGAGCGGAGCGUUCUCUGUGGUGAACAUCCUGGCUGACUCAGCAGGGCCGGGGACUGUGGGGAUCCAUGGAGACUCGCAGCACUACUUCCUGUCCUCAGCCUUCAUGACGAUGGCCAUCAUCCUGCUUCACAUGUUUUGGGGCGUUGUUUUCUUUGAUGCUUGUGAGAAGCAGCGCUGGUGGGCGGUGGCAGCCGUUGUCAUCAGUCACCUCUUGGUCUCCUGUCUGACCUUCCAGAACCCUGAGUACGUCGCAAGCCUUGUUCCCACCUACGUCAUCCUGUUCCUAAUGGGUGUCUGGGCGUUCUACUCCGCCGGCGGCUCGCUCAAGAACCUCAAACUCUGCCUCACCUGCAAAGACAAGGACUUGCUUCUUGCCAACCACAGGCCUAGAUAACGCAGCACACCUAGCAGUGUGCAGGACUCUUUAUACAAGGAUCACAGAGAUCCCACACAAACACACACACACACAUUGGACACAGUGAGGAAGGAGUGUUAACCCUGUUAAAUCUGCUAUUUGAUUUGAGACUUUCAUCAUCUUAAGCGUUAAAACAUUUAAAAGGUUUUGUGGGAACAAAGAUGGGAGAUCGUUUUGAUUCCAGUCCAGCUUGGAAAAGGUUUUUAUUCAACAGUAUAACAUAUCCAUUUUGGCUAACUGUGUGCCCUUUUUGUGGUCUGCACUGUAAGAAAAAACAAACCCACAGAAGAUACUUUAGAUUGGGGGCUUAAAGCAGCAGCACUCUUUAUACAUACUCUCAGAUGCUUCAAAUCUUUCCUAGUGUUUUAUUAUUUCUAAAGAAAAUGUGUAUAUAAUUAUGCAUUUUUGAAUUCCCUAAUGUGUAAAUAUUAAAACCUUUCUUCAAGGUGCGAUAUGCUGUCUGUGGUCUGAAUAUGAACCUGCGUUUGAUUCUAAAUGCACUUGCUAAUGAUUACUAAUUGUUUGUAAUCAGUCAUCAGUCAGUCAGUAAUCUUGACGUAAUAGACCCUUGAGCAAAUAGAAAGUAGAGAAUCUAAAUCAAACAAAAUAGUUUCUUUUGUUGUUUGUCCUUGUGUGUUUUGGUUGUUCUUAUGAGUGCAAGGAUUUAGGAUAAAGAAUUAUUUACAAACAUUUUGUUUCUGUGCCUGAUUUUGUUUUUGAUCAUCUUUUGUAUUUGUAGAUUCUGUCUGCUGUGUCUCCCAAGGAUGGGAGGUACAUUAGAGAUGUAAAUUGUAUCCAUGUUUGCAUUGAGUUCAUUACUUUUCUGCCUUGUUUUGGCACUUUGCUACAUGACAAAAUGUGAUUUGGUGUAGUCUUAUAGGUGGAGAUGAGCCUGUUAGCUGGUCAGUUGGUACACCAGGCUGAAACUGAUACAACAAUCCUGCAAUAACUCUUACCUUCAUGAUGUCAUGCUGUUUAAUCCUACUGUAAUUCAAAGAGAAGUGUUUCUUUUGUGAGUUAUAUCCAAGAAAUGGGGAAAGAAAUUAUUGUGUGCUCACUUUCAGUUUUUACUUCAUAUUGUAAAACACAUUCAGCUCUCCCUCUGCAUUAAGUUAACUUUAAAUUUCUUGUUUAUUUCUAGAAGGUUGCAUUUCCUUUUAUCACCAUUGUUGGAUAGGUUUUAAGUGUGUACAAUACUUCAAUGACUAAAGGAAUAAUAAUAAAAAAUGAUAUUCCUGUCA